Oryzias latipes (Japanese medaka) is the source of this 2224-nucleotide messenger RNA. The record is from RefSeq and is a predicted model, not a curated record. Lineage: Eukaryota; Metazoa; Chordata; Actinopteri; Beloniformes; Adrianichthyidae.
AAGUAAGUUGACGGAAACCAAAUCUGCCUCCUGCGGCUCACACAUCUUGAUUCUCCUCUCGGGACUUUCUCAUGGGGGUUGUGACCAGAGUUUAUUAUUAGCACCUGUCUCAGCUCGCGCUCUCCUGUCGGCUCAUUUCUAUCCGUCUCUGAGUUUGAAUCCAUUUCUGCUUUCUUUUCCUUUCCUGUCAAGGCGGAAGUUUCUCUUUCGUUCCCAGGUUUGCUGUGCUGGAUGUAGUGGAGCUGCUGAAAAGGACACAGCUGGUACUUUUUAGACUUUUUUUCCCCCACUUCUUCUUCUUCACACCAUUAAUUUAAUCAUCUGACAUCUUUAGCCUCUCAUCUUUUUUGCUGCCGUAAAGCAACAUCCGUCCAUGAACCGCAUCUGCACACCAGCUUUUCCACAGCAGAUCUGCUUUUCCUAAAAAUGGGAAAGAAUGAGCUGCUUUCUCUGUUGAAGGGUUUUCUGGACUCUGUUUGCCUCUGUCUGGCUCGCAGCAGCAGUGAGUCUCUGAGCAGGGAUGAGUGGGACGCCAAAAACGGUCACCUGAUCUACAGAAGCGGAGAUGUCCUGGAGGACAGAUAUGAAAUAAUCAACACUUUGGGUGAGGGGACCUUCGGGAAAGUGGUGCAGUGUUUGGACCACGGCAGAGGAGGACGUCAAAUUGCCUUGAAGAUCAUAAAGAACCAAGAAAAAUACAGAAAUACUGCCAAACUGGAAAUCAAUGUGUUGGAGAAAAUCAGUGAAAAAGACCCACUCCAUAAAUACCACUGUGUACAGAUGCUGGAAUGGUUCAACUACAACGGCCACAUCUGCAUCUCCUUUCAGCUGCUGUCUCUCAGCACUUUUGACUUCUUGAAAUCAAACAACUUCCUGCCUUAUCCACUUCAGCAAAUCCGACUCAUGGCAGGCCAGAUCUGCCGUGCUGUGAGCUUUCUCCAUGACAACAAGCUAACUCACACCGACCUGAAGCCUGAGAACAUCCUGUUUGUCAACUCCAACUACUCCCUUGUAUACAACGCAGAGAAGAAGUGCAACGAAAAGAGAAUCAAUGACACUACAGUAAGGCUGAUUGACUUUGGCACGGCCACCUUUGACUAUGAACACCACUCGGUUGUUAUCUCGACGCGUCACUAUCGGGCGCCGGAGGUCAUACUGGAAUUGGGAUGGAGUCACCCAUGUGAUGUGUGGAGCAUUGGCUGCAUCCUCUUCGAGUACUAUGAAGGCUUCACCCUGUUCCAGACUCACGACAAUAAGGAGCAUCUGGCCAUGAUGGAGAGAACACACGGGCCACUUCCUCAAAGAAUGAUCCAGAGCAGCAGAAAGCAAAAGUAUUUCUGUUCUGGUCAUCUAGACUGGAAUGAGAGCUCUAAAGCUGGACGCUUUGUUAAAUCCAAGUGCAAACCACUGAGGUAUUUAUUAUCUCAUGGAAGGGAGCAUCACCAUUUCUUUGACCUCAUGGAGAGGAUGCUGGAGUACGAGCCUUCAAAGCGCAUCUCUCUUCAUUCUGCUCUGGAGCAUCCCUUCUUCCUGCCUUUGAAUCACUCAGGAAAAUCUCAGGUGUGAAGGAACCGCUGGGACACCAGUAGAGGACCUUUGGGUUGAGUACGGACGGAUACGAUGACCACAACGUGUCAUGACAAACUCCUGCUUAACCAAACAUGGGAAUUCAUUUCACAUGGCAAAUACUGUGACUGGUAACAAAAAAACGGGGAAUAAACAGCCCUAAAGGUCUUAAUUCUAAAAUAAAAUCAAGAACUGAGAAAAAUAAGUGAAAUUCUGUCACAUUUUUUAGAUUUUCUGCAAACAUUUAGUCCAAAGCAAUGGAAAGAAAUGUAUUUACUCUCCAUGUUUGAGUUAUUUUGUUCCAUGCUGCGUCAUGUGUCUUGAUCUUUUUUUUUUUUUACAGUUUUACUGUACAAAAACAAAAUUACAAAUGAAUAUGACAUUAUUAAAUUCAAGGAGGUCUCUCUGUCAAUAACACAGUUUGUAAAUCAUCAUCCAUCAAUACUAAAUAUUGUAGUAAACUCUUAAAGCUAACUACCUGGAGCCGGACACAAAAACUCAGGGAUUGUUGUUUCGGUGUGGAAACCUCAACCUUGACAGAAAACAGUUUUAUAAGUCUUAACAAUACAUAUGCAAAUAGGUGCCUUAUUUGAGUAUUUCUAUGCUUUUUGUUGUCAGUUUUGCAUUAACUGUGAUGUAAUAAAUUCACUUUAUCAAA